Molecule: messenger RNA, 639 nt
Organism: Haemonchus placei
Lineage: Eukaryota; Metazoa; Nematoda; Chromadorea; Rhabditida; Trichostrongylidae
Source: the annotation of a GenBank genome assembly
AUGGAAUCGGCGAAAGCCUUUCUACAAUUGCCAGCAGCCAUAUUUGCUCUUUUAGGAUUAAUUACGAUAUUCAUUGUUGUAUAUGCCCGAGAAUUACAGCAAUGGUUACAAAGUGGCUUGUGGAUGUCAUGCCAAACAAGACCUUCAGGAAUGUAUAUGUGCUCAUAUGAAACGUCACAAGGAAUUUAUGGUUCACGUUCUCAAAUGGAUGUACUCAGUCAUGAUGCAGGUGAUCUUCACUUUCAUGGUGAGCAAGAUUUCAGAUCGUUCGUAGAGCACACAAAACUUUUCAAAAUAAUUACUCUCCUAUGUGUUGGUGCUGCUGUCACAUUUGCUAUUUAUUCAACAAUGGUUGAUUACCGAUUCCUUCAAGUAUCCGUCAGCGGAAUUUACGAAAAACAUCGUGGAUACUCAUUCUAUAUUGCCGUUCUUGGCAUUGUUUUUUAUUUACUCUCACUAUGUUUAUCACUAGCCUAUACUAUCAACACGAUUCGGAAACCUCGGUUGAACUAUGGCAGUGUCGAACGAAUGCGAGAACAAGUCAGUCAAAAAUUUUUUUCAGACACUCACAAUUUUGUUUUUCAAUUAUUAUCACUGUGUUUGUGCUUAUUUUUGAUUACUAAUUAUUUACUUAGUUGA